Messenger RNA from Merops nubicus (carmine bee-eater), 854 nucleotides. RefSeq names its product protease, serine, 54 (gene PRSS54). Gene Ontology annotation, biological process: proteolysis. Gene Ontology annotation, molecular function: serine-type endopeptidase activity. The annotation marks the transcript as partial. NCBI's taxonomy places the organism in Eukaryota, Metazoa, Chordata, Aves, Coraciiformes, Meropidae. The record is from RefSeq and is a predicted model, not a curated record. The transcript has 5 exons.
AGUGUGGACAGCGGCCGUUCUUAGACAGCCCCUCGGUGUCCCGGAUCGUGGGCGGACACGACGCUCAGAUCGGCGCCUGGCCGUGGUUAGUCAGCCUCCAGAUUCACCAGACGGGUGCAUGUUUUGCACACAUUUGUGGUGGAGUUUUAAUUAACGAGGAUUCCGUGCUCACCGCUGCCCACUGCAUUACUCAAUGGAAGGACCCCUAUUCCUGGAGAGCUGUUUUGGGCGUGCACAACAUUUGGAAACAUGGCAAACACGCAGCAAAAAGAAAUAUUAGAAGCAUCACUGUGCACCCAGAAUUCGAGAGAGAAAUAUUUCUAAAUGAUAUUGCAUUGUUUAAACUUGCUUCCGCAGUACGCUACAGUGACUACAUCCAGCCCAUCUGCUUACCUCCUGCACACCUCCCCCUGGACAGGGACAACCAAACCCAGUGUUUUAUUAGUGGCUGGGGACGGACAGCAGAAAAAGGUAAAAAUUCAGCUGUGUUAAAGGAAGCACAAGUGGAAAUCAUUCCCUCCAGUGUCUGUAACGGGUCUGAGGCGUACAGAGGCACGGUUAAUGAUGACAUGAUCUGUGCUGGCUCCCCAGCAGGAGGCACCGAUGCCUGUCAGGGAGACAGCGGGGGCCCUUUAGCCUGCCACCACCUCAGCACCAACAAGUACUACCUGGUGGGCAUUGCCAGCUUCGGAGUGGGCUGUGGCCGACAAAAAUUUCCUGGCAUCUACGUCCGUGUAUCCCAGUACAGGAGCUGGAUAAAAUCCGAACUGCUGCGGGGCAGCAAGGCUGCAAAGCCCCUGAGCACCACGCUCCCCCUCCUGCUGGCUCUGGCAGUGCUCGUGGAGACCUUCUGA